AUGGAUCGAUUCCGAAUGAUCUUCCAAUACUUCCAGUCUAAUUCAGAGUCGGUGACAAAUGGGAUCUGUGGGCUGCUAGCUUUGGCAAGUGUCAAAAUGUACACCUCCUUUGACUUCAACUGCCCCUGCCUUGCUAAAUACAACAUGGCGUACGGCUUGGGAGUAAUGUUUAUACCACCAGUGGCACUUUUUCUCUGUGGUCUCAUGGUGAACAGACAGUUCGUGGUGAUGCUUGAGGAGUGGAAAAGACCAGCUGGGGACAGGAAGAAGAAUGUAGCCAUUAUCAGGUACAUGUGUUCCUCCAUCCUGCAAAGGGCCAUGAUUGCACCCGUCGUUUGGAUCUUAGUCACUCUCCUUGAUGGGAAGUGCUUUGUCUGUGCCUUCAGCAGUUCCAUUGACCCUGAUAAAUUUCCAGAUUUUGCCACCAACAUCACAUCUUAUGAUGAGGUGAAGCACUUGCUCUCCAAGGUCCCAUGCAAGGAUGACGUGCUCAUGAGGAAUAACACUUCCCGCAAGGCGGUGUCCAGGUACCUCAGAUGCUGGUCACAGGCUUUUGGAUGGAGUGUACUGCUGAUCCUUAUAGUGAUUGCCUUCCUUGCCCGCUCUCUCAGGCCCUGCUUCAAUCAGGCUGCCUUUGUGCAGACUCGCUACUGGAGCAAUUACAUUGAUAUGGAACAAAAGAUAUUUGAUGAAACUUGCUGUGAACAUGCCCGGGACUUUGCACACAAGUGCAUCCUCCAUUUCUUUGAGAGCAUGCAAACAGAAAUCAAAUUAAGGCGGUUUAAUGUCCACAGAGAAGAAGAGAAGGGGGAAAAAGAAGAGAAAGAUCAUUUGCGGGGAAUCACCAACCAGGAACAGAUGAACCAACUUCUUCAGUCAUGGUACUCCAGCAAACCUCCACUGGAUCUCAGCCGAGCAACACAGCGGAAACUUGUGGGCUCAGAGAGAACAUCAGUGCCUUGGGCAAGCAGCAUGAUUAAUAGGUGGCACCCUCAGUUGGUGGAUACAAGGACUAGACAAACCGAUGUUUAA
Molecule: messenger RNA, 1032 nt
Organism: Elgaria multicarinata webbii
Lineage: Eukaryota; Metazoa; Chordata; Lepidosauria; Squamata; Anguidae
Gene: CALHM3
Product: calcium homeostasis modulator 3
Exons: 3
Coding region: 1-1032 (343 amino acids)
Cellular component (GO): plasma membrane
Molecular function (GO): monoatomic cation channel activity
Source: RefSeq, a predicted model, not a curated record